Messenger RNA from Durusdinium trenchii, 1272 nucleotides. The record is from the annotation of a GenBank genome assembly. Lineage: Eukaryota; Dinophyceae; Suessiales; Symbiodiniaceae.
AUGUUGAAGAAUGGGCCUGCCUCUGUCUUGUUUGGCUCUUUGGCCGCAGUUCUCAUGCUGAUUCUGUGGUACUUUCAGAUCUUACCCAGCGUCAUCAAGAGGACCCCCGGGCCUGCCGGGUACAUGGACUAUUCUUUCUGGUGCUUCUCUGCGGCAGUCGUCGUGGCGUUGUUGAUGUUGAUUCUGUGGCGGCCCCGUGGGCGUAUUUUUGUGGAUCGCGUAUGCAUCAAUCAGGCCGAUGGGCGCAUGAAGGCCGAAGGGAUUUUGAACAUUGGGGCAAUGCUGAAGAGGUCAUCGUCAUUGCUGGUGAUUUGGGACGAGUCCUAUGUCGAUAGGCUGUGGUGUAUUUUUGAGCUGGCUGCCUUUUUACAAAGCCAUCCUGAAGCUUCCGCCAAAGCUGUGCAGGUACGACCGGUCUUGCUGGGAUUUGCCGCUGCCUCCACUGCGGUGGCGAUCAUACUGGCUAGCAUCGCCUUCUUGUUCGUGCCCCUUGACAGUCCCUGGGUUGUUUGGUCGAUCCUGUGCCCCGUGGUGUGCGGUGAAGGCUACGUCCUGAUUUGGGCCUUUAGGAAUUACUUCCGUGCGCUGGAGUCCGCGAACCGCUCUUUGCAACACUUUCGUCUUCAAACGGCUCACUGCUGGUGCUGUAGUGUUGACCAUGUGAACCCCUCGACGGGGCAGAGCAUCGCCGUUUGUGAUCGGGAGAUUGUCCGCCAGUGCGUCACGACUUGGUUCGGCUCGGAGGACGCCUUCGAUGAAACGGUGCGCUCCUCCGUGAAGCGGGCGCUGGCGGAGCAGCUGGGCGUCGACGCCUUUCCCUACGUCUGGGUGGUGUCCUCAACUGUACCUUUGAUUUGGGUGUGCAUGGAUGCCACUGUCAGCAUCGCAGCAGAGGAGCACGAGCGAAUUCUGCUGGCCUUCAUGGUGCUUCGCUGUCUCGCCUGGUGGCUUUGGGGCAUUCCCAUCGUGGCCACACUAGGGCUCACCGCAGCGCGGCGCUUUCACGCCCCCGGCCGAAGCUGUGUGGAAGAGCUUGGGAAGAAUCUCCUGGUGCUCCUGGUCGUGGCCCCCGGGGCUGCUCUCUUGAUGGCUUGGCACGUUGGCUUGGAGCUGGCUUUCGGCUGGUUUGCGACUGCUUGGCUGAGCGCUCCGCAAGAGACCUUAGGCUCCGUGGUGUUCGCGGCCGGUUGCUUUGUAGCCUUUGUUUUGGUGCGGAUUGCCUACCGCUGUGCCAACCGGCGCUACAUGGAAACCGUGAAUGCGAGCACGUGA